Messenger RNA from Trachymyrmex cornetzi, 1604 nucleotides. Its product is annotated as neuropeptides capa receptor. The record is from RefSeq and is a predicted model, not a curated record. Gene Ontology annotation, cellular component: plasma membrane. Gene Ontology annotation, molecular function: neuromedin U receptor activity. Lineage: Eukaryota; Metazoa; Arthropoda; Insecta; Hymenoptera; Formicidae. Bases 106 to 1509 code for a protein of 467 amino acids. Gene Ontology annotation, biological process: neuropeptide signaling pathway. The transcript has 6 exons.
UCCUCCUUAUCCGAGAUAGAAUCGGCGUACGGUGAACGAACGAUCUGAUCAGUGAUACUACUGAUGGGGAAAAGCGAUUGACCGGGCUAAUGAAACGCGCGAAGUAUGGAAUUUUCGGGCCGAUAUCUCCUAAGGAUCGACAACAUUACGGAACUGAUGAACCUAAGCGAAUCCGAAUAUGUAAGAUCAAUCUGGGGACCGAAGCAUUUACCACUGAAGCUCGUGUUGCCGAUCACUUUCGUCUACGUCGCGAUUUUCGUCACCGGCGUGUUCGGCAACGUGGUCACUUGCAUUGUCAUCAGGCGAAAUCCCGUCAUGCAAACCGCCACUAAUUACUAUCUAUUCAAUUUGGCGAUAUCCGACCUGCUUCUCUUGAUUCUCGGAUUGCCUAAUGAAUUAAGCGUAUUUUGGCAGCAAUAUCCAUGGACACUUGGAGUGGGUUUGUGCAAAAUACGAGCGUACGUUUCAGAAAUGUCAUCUUACGUGUCGGUGUUAACAAUAAUGGUAUUCUCAUUGGAGAGGUACCUGGCUAUAUGCCAUCCCCUGCAUUUGUAUGCCAUGAGCGGGCUGAAACGACCUGUACGAUUCAUCUUAGGUGCUUGGCUACUGGCUCUCAUCUUCGCUCUACCCUUCGCUGCUUAUACCACCGUUAAUUACAUCGAGUACCCGCCAAGAUCUGGUCGUCAUUCCGAGGAGUCGGCAAUGUGUGCCAUGUUACUGCCCAACAUGCCGAAAUUCCCACUUUAUGAACUCAGUUGCCUCAUAUUCUUCCUCGUACCAAUGUUGUCCAUAGCGAUGCUGUACGUGAGAAUGGGUCUACGAAUACAAAGUAAUGGUCUCGGACGCAGCAUCGAGGGUUCCGUUCACGGAGAAACGAGGCAGGCUCAAUCACGAAAAGCCAUCAUCCGAAUGCUCAGUGCGGUCGUGGUAACAUUUUUUAUCUGCUGGGCGCCCUUUCACGCUCAGCGCUUAUUGUACGUGUAUCAGGUGUCGGCCUUCAGUGACAUUAACGAUUGGCUGUAUCCACUCGGUGGUUGCCUGUACUACUUCAGCACCACCGUGAACCCGAUCCUCUACAACGUGAUGAGUGCUAAGUACAGACUGGCAUUUAAAAAGACGUUGUACUGCACACCAACGAGCCCCAUCAUCACCAGGGACGACCUCAGCAGUAUGAGAGAUAGCACGGUGUGCAGAUGUGGAUCCAGAAGAGGGUCCCAGCUAGUUCGCGUAAGAAGUGUGCAUUACCAACGUAGCAUCAAAUGUAACGUGUCGCACACGAGCGCGAUGCUUCGUUCGCCGAUAAGAUUGCGUUACGACGACGAAGACGACGACGUAAGCCAUUGCGACACGGAGAGGAUUCCGUGCGAUGUUCUUACUCCUGACAUGCAGCCACAAGAUACAAGAUCCCCUUUCGUCGCGCAUUCAAGUAACGGCAGGACCAAAUUUAGGUCGGGAGAGAAAACGAGAGACGGCAUCUCACCGAUUGCAGCGAAUGAGACGUGUAUCUGAUCUCUGGCUUAUUCCGACGGAAAAAGGAAAAAAUGUUGUGGCACAAGGAUUCUAAGGACCACUUGCGACCUCGACAAGAAGCAGCCGUGUCGUUU